GCAUUUACAAAACUAUGGCGUUUUCUGAAAUAUUCACAAUUUUUAUCAUCAACUGUAUAUCUCAACCACUAUGACUAUAAGUAGUACUACAUCUGAGAUUCAACAGGGAAUUUGGGUCAUAGGAUAUGGAUCAUUAAUAUUCAAGCCUCCUCCACUUUAUUCAUUUAAAGUUACAGGAUAUUUGAAAGGUUACGUAAGAAGAUUUUGGCAAAGUUCUUCAGAUCAUAGAGGUACACCAGAAUCUCCUGGUAGAGUUGUAACUUUAGUAUCACUAAAAGAUUUAAAAUCAAAUUCUAAAUUCCAUAAUGAUUUACAUAUGUAUGAAUUAAAUGGUCGUCCUUAUGAAUCUGAAAUACUUGAUGAAUCUGAAUCUGAAAAAUUCUCUAUCCAAGAUAUAGAUCAUAAAAUUAGUCAAUUAACCAUUGAUGAUUUAAGAGUAUGGGGUGUCGCAUAUUAUAUAUCACCUGAGCAUGUUCAAGAAAUGAAAGAAUAUCUUGAUGUUCGUGAACAGGAUGGUUAUUCAACUCAUAAAGUUCCAUUUCAUAUCAUUCAUACUGAAGAUACUCCAGAAUCUAAACAAGUUCUUAAACAUACUCAAAUAGAUGAAAAGACAGGUGAUUAUUUUAUAGAAUCAAUGAUUUAUAUAGGAACUAUAGAUAAUGAAUCCUUUAUUGGACCUGAAUCAAUUCAAGAUACUUCUAAUAUCAUAAAGCAUUCUAAGGGCCCAAGUGGUUUAAAUUCAGAAUAUUUAAUAAAAUUAGCUAAUGCUGUACGUCAUCUCGAUGAUAAUGGAAAAUCAAGAGAUUUCUAUCUUGAAGAUUUAGUUAGUUUGGUAGCUCAUAAUUAGCUUAUAAUAUAUACCCAUUGCAUUUAUAGAUUAUG
Molecule: messenger RNA, 882 nt
Organism: Scheffersomyces amazonensis
Lineage: Eukaryota; Fungi; Ascomycota; Pichiomycetes; Serinales; Debaryomycetaceae
Product: gamma-glutamylcyclotransferase
Exons: 1
Coding region: 71-847 (258 amino acids)
Biological process (GO): glutathione catabolic process
Cellular component (GO): cytoplasm
Molecular function (GO): glutathione specific gamma-glutamylcyclotransferase activity; gamma-glutamylcyclotransferase activity
Source: RefSeq, a predicted model, not a curated record